Molecule: messenger RNA, 1377 nt
Organism: Erythranthe guttata (spotted monkey flower)
Lineage: Eukaryota; Viridiplantae; Streptophyta; Magnoliopsida; Lamiales; Phrymaceae
Source: RefSeq, a predicted model, not a curated record
AAUGGCUGGAAAAAGACGAAUAACCAACAGUAAUCUUCCUGAAGAAAUAAUUGAGGAAAUUUUGUAUAAUCUUCCGAUACAAUCCUUAUUGAGAUUCAAGUGCGUUUCGAAAUCAUGGUUGUCUACCAUCUCCAGCAAAGCAUUCAUCAAAGAGCACCUCAAGAGAUCGAUCGCCGAGGACGACAAGGCAGGUUUGACCGAUUUGACCCACCACAAACUCCUCUUCACCCGUAAAAUUUUGAGUCGAGUACUAGGAACCCGUAAAAUUUUGGGUCCUAAUCGCACCGGAUUUUCGUAUAGUCUAGGAACUUCUUCCCUUGGUAACGAAUCUAAUAUCGUCACACCUACUUUCUACGAUUAUCCGAUGCCACGCUUGUGUUUCUUGAUCCUGGGAUCGUGUAACGGGCUAGUACUCAUGCGCUAUAGUAUGCGGACCGAACCGUUAAUUUUAUGCAAUCCUUCAACUAGAAUACCCAGGGUCAUUCCAUCUCCCCCUUUCGACUCGCCGGUUCCUCGAGAACGUCAUUUGAUUCGUUUGAUUGAUUGUAAUGAUAAUUUAAAAUACGGGUUAGGGUACGACGAGUCGAACGAUGAUUACAAGGUUGUCUGCAUUAGAGACACCAACGUACGAGAGCCCCAUCACUACGAGACGCGCAUGUACAGUUCCAAGGCAGAUUCUUGGAAGAAGAUCGAGAGUUACGACAAGCGCUUUCACAGUAUUUUGUGCGGCAAGUUUGUGAAUGGAAGGCUGCAUUGGCUGGCUAGGUUCGAUUCAGACGAUAGUCAUCGUGGUACUAUAAUCUCCCUUGAUUUGGCGGACGAGAAAUAUCGAACUUUGUCUUCAAAUAGUAUUGCUAAUUUUCAAACGGGAACUGUCGUGGAAUUCGGAGGCUAUCUUGGUUUGUUGAGUGUAAGGCGUGAUAGGCAUUUGGAUUUAUGGGUUAUGAAGGAGUACGGCGUGACAGAAUCUUGGACUAAGAUUUGGACAAAAUCGGACUUUGUGGAUAGACCUGAUCUUAGCGGUGGACCUACAAUACCCGUGUGUUGGACGAAGAAUGGAGAUAUCGUAAUGGUUCGUGGAUACGAUGUACUUGUUUGUAACGGGAGAAAUAUACUGCGCAAGUCUCGAGUUGAUAUGAUUGGUGAUAGAAUCGACUCCAUUGUCUACGUCGAAAGCUUAGUUUCACCAUUCAUUCAUCAAGAGUAGAAAUAUUGUUCUUUUCUUUAUUUUUGAAUUUUUAUUUUUUAUUUUAAUUUUAAUUUUCGAACAAUGAGAAUAUAUAAGAAUGUUGGUUUUGUUUAUAGUAAUAUUCGUUGGAUGUAACAUAGAUCAUAUUGAAUUUACAAUGACUCUAAUACUUAAUAAACAUUCAAAUC